UUCGCUUCAGUUUGUUUUUUGUUUGUUCCUGGAGUGGACGAGAGUGCGUAAACAAAAAGUAGAAAUUUUGUGAUAUUUUGGGACCCGCAGGCACCAUGAUACGACCCAACCGGUCUCAGUUCGAUCAAAUUUGCCGGUUGUGCCUUGAUGGGACGGAUUUGGUCAAUAUCUUUGAGCGGCACCCGAAGACGCAGAGGGAAUCGCUGAGCUUGCUGGUCCGCGAGACGGUUGAGAUGCUUGGGUUGGUGAUUGAAACAGACGAUGGAUUUCCUAAGAAAAUUUGUAUCCGCUGUAAAGACUUUUUACGGCAGUUGUACAAAUUCAAAAAUCAAUGCCAAGAAGCAAGUGAUUUGCUUGCUGAAGCAUUAUCCUUCUCAUCGCCGCGGGAAACGACACCAUCACCGCCUCCACCUAUUGAGUUAUCAGAAUCAACCACAUCAUUGCCUGUAUCUCCAUCAUCACCGCCACUGCAAACUGUUGAAAUAGAGCAACAUGAAGGAAUAUCUCCAAAAUCCCCAUCACCAAAACCGCAAAUCAUUCCGGCAGCUACUCUCGUAAAACGAGAAUACAUUCGACAGCCUUCGCCUGUAUCGUCAAUCUCGGAAGCCGAAUCGACCGAACAAGAUACUACUCCAUCAGUACCAGUACAACCGGAACCAGUUUCUCCCCCGGAAGCAGAUUCAAACAGUACUUUCCUACUAACGAAUGUCGAUAUUAAAGUCGAAAUAGCACAUCCUCCCGAGCAUCUUGAAGACGCCGACGACUGUUCUGAAGAAUAUUACGAAUACUUAGAGCCCGAACCAGAAGAUAUUGAAGAAGAAGUUGUAACUGAUGACACAAUGCACAUACAGCAUGAGGAGACGUGCACUGCAGAUGAUCAGGAGGAAUCCUCAGUGGUUCAGUAUGCCUCUGAUAUUGACCAAGCAGAAGAGGAAGAAGCAGAAGAAACUGAAACGGAAAAUGAAUGGAAUACGGUCUCUGAUAUGAAAUCCUCACAAUCGAACUUAACAAAACACGGCAAAGGCCAAGUGUGUCCAAUUUGCGGUCAAAGUUCCACUUGCCUAAAGUAUCACAUGAUGUGCCACACCGGUGAGCGGCCGUACUCCUGCAAAUAUUGCGAAAAGUCGUUUCGGACGAGCACAAAGCUGAACAUUCACGUGAACGGUGUUCACCUGAAGGUUAGGAAGUACGAGUGUGAAAUUUGCGACAAGAAAUUCCUGGAUGCCGGAAAUUUGCGAAACCACAUGGUGACUCACGGCGGGGAGCGGAAGUUCGUCUGCGAUUUUGAAGGAUGCGGCAAAUCCUUCGCUCUGCAAGGCACGUUGACGGUACACAAAAAAGUGCACACCCAGGAUAAGCAGUUCGGUUGCGAGUUCUGCUCCAAAACGUUUUUGUAUAAGUGGUUACUGGUGAAACAUCACCGGACACAUACGGGCGAAAGGCCAUAUGAAUGUGACAUUUGUAGUAAAAGGUUUUCCACAAUCACGCACAUGCAUACCCACAAGAAGACCCAUGAUCCGGAGAGGGAAAAACAGAGAAGGAAACGGAAGCAGCCGGUUGAUGAUUUCUAAAUAGAAUAGGUUUUUGACAAUUUUGCUUGUUUAUGUGAAAAUAACUAUUUUUCUGCAAAUUAAAAAUGAUUUAGCUUUUUAA
Aedes albopictus (Asian tiger mosquito) is the source of this 1653-nucleotide messenger RNA. RefSeq names its product zinc finger and SCAN domain-containing protein 31. NCBI's taxonomy places the organism in Eukaryota, Metazoa, Arthropoda, Insecta, Diptera, Culicidae. Gene Ontology annotation, biological process: regulation of transcription by RNA polymerase II. The record is from RefSeq and is a predicted model, not a curated record. Gene Ontology annotation, cellular component: nucleus. Bases 96 to 1571 code for a protein of 491 amino acids. Gene Ontology annotation, molecular function: DNA-binding transcription factor activity, RNA polymerase II-specific; RNA polymerase II cis-regulatory region sequence-specific DNA binding; zinc ion binding. The transcript is spliced from 3 exons.